Messenger RNA from Coregonus sp. 'balchen', 5938 nucleotides. NCBI's taxonomy places the organism in Eukaryota, Metazoa, Chordata, Actinopteri, Salmoniformes, Salmonidae. The record is from the annotation of a GenBank genome assembly.
CUGAGUUCCACCCUGAUGGAGAGGAUGCAGGCCCAGGAGCUAAUGAGCAGUCUACAGUUGCCUGAGCUGGACGAGUUAACCCAGUUCUUCCGCUCCCUGCCCACCUCCACGCUGGUGGGAAUCGGUACCCUGACUGCCGUGCUGGCCUACUGGCUGGCCACACGGCCACGCGCCAUCUCUCCUCCCUGCAACCUCCAGCACCAGUCUGAGGAAGUGCUGGUAAGCCAGAGAUACGAUGCGAUCAGAGGAGGCUAGUGGGAGGAGCUAUAGGAGGACUGGCUCAUUGUAAUGGCUGGGAUGGAGUCAAUGGAACGUAGUCAAACGUUGUUUCCAAGCAUUUGAUGUGUUUCCAAGCAUUCCAUUUAUUCCAUUCCAGCCAUUACAAUGAGCCGGUCCUCCUAUAGCUCCUCCUCUGGAUGCGAUACGCCACCUCGGCCCGUAUUCACAAAGUGUCUCAGAGAAGGUGCGCUGAUCUAGGAUCAGUUUUGCCUUUUAGAUCAAAAGGAAUAAUACAGGGUGUACCUGAUCCAAGAUCAGUACUCUCUGAGACACUUUGUGAAUACAGGCCCUGUGCACCAGGGCAGCACACAACAAAAGGGGCUGACUAAGACAUAAACCCCACAGAGGUUUACCUGAGGGUAAACGCAAUACCACUUCCACCCAACUGUUACACCCACUCCAUUUACCCUCAUACACACAUUAUCAUAUCCUCACGUAAGUAAGAGAAUAAAGGAUAACAUUUUGGAUUUCGAACCUACUGUAUAUUUGGACUACAGUAGAAAUAGUAAUGUUGUUACUUUGGUGUGUGUCUCUCUGUGUGUGUGUGUGUUCCCUAGCCUCACUGUGUCUAUCUCCCCCUGUCUGUCUCUAGCAUGAAGAUGGGGGUCGCAGGUCAAUGCUGGGGGAAAGCCCCAAUAAGCUGCUGACACACUACCAUGAGGAUGCCAAGACCAUGUACGAGGUGUUCCAGAGAGGCCUCCACAUAGCCGGUGUGUACACACACACACACACACACACACACACACACACGCACAAACACACACACACACACACACACACACACACACUUACAUGUGCAGACAGUCACAGACAGACAGACAGACGCAUGUAUGCACACACGCACACACACUAGCACUUUCUCAGAGACAUGCACACACACAUACACUGUGGUCUGAGUAAUAUAUACACACACAGAAAUUGUGGUCUGACAAAGCGCUAGUGCCCUGCCUGUGUGGUCUGUCUGUGUGAGUGAAACAGUGCCAUCUAGAUUACCAUGGCAACUGAGUGUGGGAAAUAGUGUCUGAGGCCUAAAGUCAAACUGCAGACAGACUAGACUGUAUAUAAAGUAGAUAGUAUCUCUCUAUAUCUGGUUCUGACUGACUGAAAAAUAAUGCUGAGGACCAACUGUCAUUGUAUUGUUAGUACACAGUGAAGAGAUUGCUAAAGAGAACUAAAUACAAGGAAUAGAUAGCGGAAUCGAAAUGUACUGUAGAUGUGUGGUCAUGAGCGUCAGUCAAUAACUUCUGUGUGUCUUCAUGUGAUAGUUUGGGGGUUUCUGUGGUUUCAUGUUUUUCCCUUACUCAUCCUGUUGUUGUAUUGUCUUUAGGUGAUGGACCUUGCUUAGGCUCCCGGCUACCCAACCAGCCUUACAAGUGGCUGUCCUAUAAAGAGGUAAGCACACAGUAGAAUUACCUCUGUACAGAACACUGAAGCACAAGAGCAGCUCUCUGCUUUGCAUACAGGCUCCGUGUGGUCUAUUCCUUCAUAGGGCUAGUGUAAUCUAUAGCUCUGUGUGUAACUCACUCCUUGUGGUUUGUGUUGCAUUUGGACGUGUCGCAUAUGGUGUCUCAACAGAUGCACAGGUUCAGUUUACAGUCUCCCCUACUUCAAGGAGAGACGUCUGCUACUACUCAAACCUCUGUAGUAACACAGAGUUGAAAUUUGAAGUUGAUUUACACUAAAGCUUUCUGUACCACUACUGAACUACUGGCCUUUUUAACACACACAUUUGAAGGGAUUCUGGCUUCCAAACACGAUCAAAAGGGAGGGAUUCAUUUUCAGCAUUCUGUAAAUGGAACUCUUUAAUGGUAUUGAAAAUGAUUUAUUUAGGAAGCUUUUAAACACUUCAGCAUUGGAAUGCUGCAGCUGGAAGGAUUCUAGAGUUACGCAAACACUCUGCUCCGCUCCAAUAUUUAAUCUAUGACAUCAUGAGAGUUGAGCAGAGGUAUGUUUUUGUUUUAUACUGUGAUAUUUCUCGUUUCCCAAUACGCUCAGCUGCUGUCCUAUUUCUUUUUGACUUCCAGGUCACAACCCGGGCGGAGCACUUGGGGUCGGGGCUGCUGAGCCAGGGCUGCACGCCGAGCCCAGAUCAGUUCAUCGGAGUGUUUGCACAGAACAGGCCAGAGGUGAGGUCAUCAUCACAGCAACACACUGUGUGCGUCCCAAAUGGCAGCAUAUUCUCUACAUACUGCAUAACUCUACAUACUGCACUAUAUAGGGAAUAGGGUGCCAUUUGGGACGACACUGAUUCACAAAUGUUUUGACAUGAUAUACAGUUUAACAGCCCCGACUUGUAGAGGCUUUUUUAAUUAUCUUUAUGGCGACGCUGACCUCCUUUUGACCUGUCUGUCUGUACUUACAGUGGAUCAUUUCGGAGCUGGCCUGCUACACCUACUCUAUGGUGGUGGUGCCUCUGUAUGACACACUAGGGCCUGAUGCCAUACGGUAUAUCAUUAACACUGGUAAGACUAGCAGCUUUCUGAUGUUUGUGUCCCAAAUGGCACCCUUUUCCUCAUGCAGGUCACCUAUGGGUCCUGGUCAAAAGUAGUGCACUACAUAGGGAAUUGGGAGCCAAUUGGGACUGAGCCUUACUGUAAGUGUAGUGCUGUCUACUCUGUUAGCCCAUAGCAAUAGAUCUGAGAAUGUUCCUUUUAGUUUCAUGGUCCAGUUCUUUUAAUUAUUUUCUUGAUCAAGCUGCAUUGGCAAUGUCAUGAAAUGCAUACAAUCUAUAGAUGUGUCUGAAAGGAUGAAAAGCUGAGACACUCAGCCUUCCCUUCCUGAAUAACAGUUUUUCCUAGACUAGAGAAUUGUUUUUUGUUGUGUUUAAGUUACACAAUCCCUUUAUCUCCGCAUACUCACAGGAAUCAGGCUAGGGCUCACCUUUGCCUUAUGCUGGAGGUAAUGAGCUUAGCUCAGUGGGUUUGGGAGGGAGCAGGCCUUGAGAUCUGUCGUUACACUCUCCUUCUUUCCCAUGACCUCAGGGCUCUCCAUUCUUUAGUUUCACACUAAUCAGACAGCUAACAUUACAGUUAUUUUCGAUUGCUAACAAGCAUUGUUCAAUACUGCGGAUACAUGUGCAAAACUCUAAAUACAGUUAUCACAUCAACACUAUGUGGCAGCCUGUGGAUCAUUUGUCAUUGCUUUGACACAAAAUGCAUUCAAUGACAACAUCUUUCAAAUUACAUAAAUAUUUGUCUCACAAAAACACAUUUACCAACAAAACUCUAUGUAUCUACAGACCAUUAUGCAAAUGUUAAGAUACCCUUAUAAAAACGGUUAAAAUCAAGUUCAAAAGAUACUGAAAAUUGAAUGAGACUGCAAAAUAUAAAUAAUAACUUAAUUUUUCACAUCUGAUUUUCAUUCUACAUUACGUAACUGAAGACCUACCCAGGUGUUUUCCAUUUUUAUGUCAUUACCAUCUCUACAAAAGGGGACAUCUUUGGAAUACAUUUUACAUAAACAUGGACCCAGCCAGAGAUCGUGUAGUGGCUAACAGAGGUGGAAGAGUUGUCGGGAGAGGCAGAGGAUUACGUAUCCGUGGUGGAAGACGACUGAGGGGAAGACCCAGCGUUGUAGUGUCAGAUGAGAUUAGGGCUACAAUCAUUGAUCAUGUUGUCAAUCAUGGUCUAUCAAUGAGAGAUGCUGGUCUCAGAGUGCUGUAAUUGUUGACAUGGUCAUUAGCAACAAUGCCAUAAAACUCAGAGAAAUUCAAGAGAGAGUGUUGGCAGACAAUAAUACAUUUCAAAAUGUUGAAAGUGUAAGCACGACAACCAUUGCUAGAGUCUUGACAAAGCAUCAUAUCAGCAUGAAGCAGGUGUACACUGUUCCCAUUUGAGAGGAACUCUGAUCGUGUCAUGGAACUCCGGUACAAAUAUGUCCAGGUAAGAUGUCUAUAUCCUGUAACACAGUACUGUUUUUACUGUAAACAAAACCCACCAGAGCACUGCACAGUUACAAUAUACUGUAAUGUAAACUACUGUUAUAGAAUAACUGUUAUGUUGCCCUGUGGAUUUACAAUAUUUUAGAGUGUCAUGGAGCUUGAAGCCAGGCCAACACCCCACAUGUUCGUCUUUGUGGAUGAGGCUGGUUUUAACAUGGCCAAAACACGCCGACGUGGAAGGAAUGUGAUUGGGGAAAGAGCAACAGUGAAUGUCCCGGGCCAGAGGGGUGCCAACAUCACAAUGUGUGCCACAAUAUCCUCUGAAGGAUUGCUGUUACAUAAACCACUAAUUGGGCCAUACAACACAGAGCACCUCAUUUCAUUCAUGGAUGACCUCUAUGGAAUGCUUUUGCCAGGUGAAGAAAGAGGGCAAGUCAGAAGAAAUAUGGAAAUCUGGGUGAUUGUAUGGGACAAUGUGGCAUUUCACCACUUCCAUGCAGUCACAGAGUGGUUUGCAGCCGAUCCCGGGAUGGUGUCACUUUAACUCCCCCCUUACUCUCCCUUCCUCAACCCCAUAGAAUAAUUAUUUUCCUCAUGGAGGUAGAAAGUUUAUGACCACCAUCCACAUGAUCAAAUGUCACUCUUGGAUGCAAUGAAUGCAGGAUGCCUGGAUAUCUCUGCAGAAGAUUGCCAGGGAUGGAUCAGGCAUGCAAAGAGAUUCUUUCCCAGGUGUGAUGUGGAAGAGAACUUGUGGCCCAAUGCAGCAGACAGGGUUGACUAGCAUUGUUAUAUAUCUGUUUCAUUUGGACAAUAUGCUAUGCAUAUUCAUAGUGUGUAUACACUUUUUGUUUGUUUAACAGUACUGGAAUUAUUUAUUUUUGUGUAUUUUGGAAUUACUCUGCAAAAAGCAAAAUAGAGUAAUUUGCAAAAAUACAGUCAAUUGUAUUGAAGCAUAUUGCAGCCUUUCUGCUUUAUUUCUUUACAUAUCUUGCAGGACAUUCUAUACAGUACAGGUUUGCCACUCUUCUUUGUAAAAAUGACUGUUGGUUCAUCUAAAAAAAAUAUGAUAUUAAAGACAAAUUGACCCAUUUUCAAGUGGUAUCUGUUUUUAGAGUUUUGUAGGUCAUGAUACUAUGAAUGACAAAGUGUGCAUGUCAUGAGAGACUCUUAGCUUUCAUUUGGUAGAAAGAUUCGCUUUUGAGACAUGUAGGAUGUGCAUUGCCAAGUUGCAUGUUGUUUUGAUAACUAUAUUUAGAGUUUUGCACAUGUAUCCGCAGUAUUGAACAAUGCUUGUUAGCAAUAAAAAGAAAAAAAACUCACUCUCAUCAUUUUUUUCAACAUUUCCAACUGCCCCUCAGUGAUACAGUGUGUUGGUUUUGGCCCAGUGCCCCAACAGGAUUUGUCUCUGCUCCAAGGCCGUGGAAGGGAAAUCUGUUUGUAGAGCAGUAGUUAGUUAGCUGUGUGUUUACUAGCUGAUUGGAUCAUGUAUGUGUGUUCUAGUUCUCACAAAAGGCAUGCGGAUCUCUUGUGUGCUGUCUUUCAGCCGACAUCAUCACAGUGAUCUGCGACAAGCCUGAGAAGGCCCAGGUGCUGCUGGGUAACGUGGAGAGGCAGGAAACCCCCGGGCUGAAGAGGAUCAUCCUCAUGGACCCUUUUGACCAUGCCCUGCUGGAGCAAGGGGAGGGCUGUGGGGUCAUCGUCCAGUCCAUGCAAGACAUUGAGGUACGUAGGGAGAGUGUAGGGGGGCAGGGGGGAUGGGGGAGUAGUGUAGGAGGGUAG